Messenger RNA from Diabrotica balteata, 780 nucleotides. NCBI's taxonomy places the organism in Eukaryota, Metazoa, Arthropoda, Insecta, Coleoptera, Chrysomelidae. The record is from the annotation of a GenBank genome assembly.
AUGAUUUUCGUUAUUUGGCUAGUGUCGUUCUUUGUUUGCAUAGCACCUUUAUUAGGUUGGAAAGAUCCCAAUUGGGAGGUUCGUCUUAGGGACAAGAAAUGUAUAGUCAGUCAAGAUAUUUAUUACCAGAUAUUUGCUACUGCUUCAUCCUUUUAUCUUCCCUUGAUGGUCAUUUUAAUAUUAUACUGGAGGAUAUUUCAAACAGCUAGAAAACGAAUCAGAAGAAGACAAGUUCUAAGUAAAAAUAAUGAAGAAGGAGCUAAGAAUCCAGCUGCCGGAGGGAUUGCUGGUGGACUUGCUGCUGCUAGUGGUACAGAUGCUUUAAAACUAGUUGAGCCUAUCGUCACCGAAGUAAAAGUAAUAGUGGCCCACUUUAAAAAAAGUUCUGCAGCUAAUGAUAAAUUAUUGCAGUAUCAAAAAAAUUUAGGAACUAGUUGCCCAAAAAAAUUGGAAUUCCACCUUUGCUAUGUUACAGCGAUUUGUGAAAUUGGAGGAGGCAAUACGAUCGACAAUUGCUCUCUUAAACAUUGCGUUACCUAUAGUAACGUUAAAAGAAUAGGACUUGAUAAAAAAUUGGUAGACACUUUACGCACUUUUGAAACCGUAACUCCAUCAGUUAGUGGGGAAAAAUACAUAACGGCGUCAUUAGUAAUUAUAUUUACUGGAGGUCUAAUAAGCGUAAUGGAGGAAAUGAUUACUUCUGGCGAACUGAAAUCAGAUUUAUCAAACCAAAUUAUUGGUAAACUAAAACAUGGACCCCAAACACGAUUCUACCAUUAA